Molecule: messenger RNA, 1449 nt
Organism: Morone saxatilis (striped sea-bass)
Lineage: Eukaryota; Metazoa; Chordata; Actinopteri; Moronidae
Product: anti-apoptotic protein NR13-like
Exons: 2
Coding region: 64-585 (173 amino acids)
Biological process (GO): extrinsic apoptotic signaling pathway in absence of ligand; regulation of apoptotic process; intrinsic apoptotic signaling pathway in response to DNA damage
Cellular component (GO): mitochondrial outer membrane
Molecular function (GO): protein heterodimerization activity; protein homodimerization activity
Source: RefSeq, a predicted model, not a curated record
AAAUGUGCAGCAGCAGCAGCCAGUGGAGGCUGAGAGUAACGAGGUCCUCCUUCCGCUGUCCGUAUGUGCAGAGAGCAGUCUGAUAUCGCUGGGAGGAAAAUGGCAUGCGGGCUGUGGAAAGAGACCCUGGCUCUGGCAGAGGACUACCUGUCCCUGUGCUGCACAAGCCCCCAGCCAGCCCCUCAACCUCCCAGCGAGUCAGCCGCUGCCAUGAGGCGCAUGGCCCAGGACAUGGAGACGCAGCACCAGGCUCGCUUUCAGUCCCUGGCUCAGACCUUCCUGAGGCAGUGCGGGCCGGACCCCUGCUCCAGCCUCAGGAAGGUGAUGGAGGAGCUGGUGGGAGACGGACACUUGAACUGGGGGAGGGUUGUUUCCAUUUUCACCUUUACUGGGGUGCUGGCCAGACAGCUGCUCGAGCAGAAGGACUCAAAGCCGGGGCUGGACCCUGGAAGAUGCAGUGCACUGGCGGAGACCAUCGCUGAUUACCUGGGAGAGGAGAAGAGAGAGUGGCUGCUGGAGAAUGACGGAUGGGUAGGUCGUAACAACAUGUCUGCUCCUAAACUGAUUGACUCAUACAGGAGGUAGUGUAGAGCUGAAAGUCACGCCUAGAUAAAAGAAAUGCUUUGAUUGUAUCUAGGGCAGUAAAUUAGUUUAAAAACACAACAGUAAAAAAUCCCAGGGAGACCACGAAGUGAAAGUGAUGUUUUUAGGCGUCUGGUUGUUGGAAACCACCGAGUCUGAUAGGAUCGUGUUUCCUUUCUGCUCGGUUAUAUAUUCAGAUGUACGUGUAAACGUGGCUUAAAAUAUGGCCAGGGCUUAGUUUAGAUGCAGCCUUUUGGACUUUACUGUUUGCACAUGAGACGAGCGCGGGGACGUCUCAUGUGGCUGCUGUGAUUAUAUGAAUUGUAGAGUAGCAACAGGCCAGUUUCUGAGGAAUGUAUGUUACAACAAGACCAACCUCUGCAGUGUAAAUCCAGAGCUGUGAUCAAACAGUGUUUGGCUUUAGAUUAUCAGGUUUUUCGUAAUGGUCAGACAGCCGCUGGGUUGUCGGGCAGUAUUGUACUGUAUACUGGAAAUGAAAAGGACAAAGCUUAUUUUAAACCUGCUUGCUGUGGCUUAUUUGACUGGAAAUGCUUAAAGGGAUGGUUAUUGUAGAACAGCUACAGUUGAAUGUCUGCUUUUGUGAAUGGGCUUUCCCUGGCCCCCUCCCAAACUCCCACACAAACACACACACACACACACACGCACACACUUACCCAGAGCCAAGCAAAGUCCCUGCACAUCUCAUCUCAUUCCCUUCAUAGUGCAGAGAAAAGACUCAAGUGUCACAAAUGUUCCUGUUCCCGCAGAGGCCAGUGGCAACUCUCAAAGCUUUUGCUGCUUCCAAGCCUCCUGCCUGUGCCUUCUCACUCUCACUCUCUGCACAUAUCCCUUACUCUGCUCACUCUU